ACGGUAAGUCCGGUUCUCUGGUCCUAGUUGGGCGUGGGGAGUUGGAGCCCGACUCCCGAGCCCGCAGUUUGUGCCUGAGGGCUCCGGAGCCCCCGCGCGAGGGCCACCCCGCCCCCUGGACCCGCGGCCACGUGCGAGCUGCAAGCCCGGGCUUGUCUGAUCCGCGCGGUCCGGGAACCGAAGCUGGGCCUGGCGGGGCAGCGGGGAAUACCGGGUGGGCCUAGAAUCAGGGGCUGGGGUCGUACAGCGUCUUCACAAAGAAGCAGAUGCCUGGAGUUACUGUAAAAGAUGUGAACCAGCAGGAGUUCGUCAGAGCUCUGGCAGCCUUUCUCAAAAAGUCCGGGAAGCUGAAAGUCCCUGAAUGGGUGGACACUGUCAAGCUGGCCAAGCAUAAAGAACUCGCUCCCUAUGAUGAGAACUGGUUCUACACACGAGCUGCUUCCACCGCCCGGCACCUAUACCUCCGGGGCGGCGCUGGGGUCGGCUCCAUGACCAAGAUCUAUGGGGGUCGUCAAAGAAACGGUGUCAUGCCCAGCCACUUCAGCAGAGGCUCCAAGAGCGUGGCCCGUCGGGUUCUCCAAGCCCUGGAGGGGUUGAAAAUGGUGGAAAAGGACCAAGAUGGGGGCCGCAAACUGACACCUCAGGGACAGAGAGAUCUGGACAGAAUCGCCGGACAGGUGGCAGCUGCCAACAAGAAGCAUUAGAACAAAUGAAGCUGGGUUAAUAAACUGCCUCGUUCAUAA
This is a messenger RNA of Sus scrofa (pig), 743 nucleotides long. The record is from RefSeq and is a predicted model, not a curated record. NCBI's taxonomy places the organism in Eukaryota, Metazoa, Chordata, Mammalia, Artiodactyla, Suidae.